UCGGUGUCGCCGUGCUCCGCGGGUUGACUGGAGUCGGAAGAAACGUGACUACUGAUAAAAGCGGCGUGAUUAAAAAUAGAUUUAUGUGCGUCGUUGUUAAGGCGAAAGCUGGGCGUAUCGAGCAUUGGGAAACCAAAGAAGAAGUAAUUCAAGAAAAACUCACAUGUGAGCAAAAGAAGCAAGUUUCAAGCCCCAGAAUGUGAGAGGAUUUAUUGUGAUCAGGAUGGAUGUCGUGACGGGUAGCGAUUAGUGUGUUACGGGGGAGUUCUCGUCUGGUUUGGCUUGAAGUUCUGCAGAUAGAAUGCCGUGCCAGGUGUGCAAAUAAUUUACGAGACACACCGGACCUCGCAGGAUUGGAUUAGGGGUUCUACGCAUAGGUUCGUGUCCGAAAAACGGCGUCGCAUUGGAGAGUACAACACGUUUGGACAAACAGCUGCUGCCACUCUGGUGACACACACGCUAGGAUGCACACUCCCGGGAACGACCGUGUCGAAUGGUCCACCACGGUUGGCGCUGCGGCCGGAAUGCUGGCCGUGAAGAAGGUCGUCCCCGUUGCAGCAGCCGCUGAUGGCCUUGUUGGAUAGUGCCACCAAAUCGAGUAGUUGUGAUGUUGUUUAUUGAAUAGAGAGGAAAAGAGCGAAUCGAAAUAGCGGAGAAGAAAAGCUCGUGUGAAAAUUAGUUCAGUGAAAGGUGUAAUCUUAUUUGAGAAUGGCACCGCCGACGGUGGAACCUAUCGGAAGCUAGGAAAAGGCUUCGAGUGGGGCCUCGUUUGCCAAUAUUUUCUCUCCCCGGAUAUGGUGUACCAACGGAAUUGGUAGAUGUAGUCAUGGUGUGACCCGUAUUUUACUCGUCGUCUAGUAGAGAGUGUGUGCUGAACAAGUGUUUGUAGGAGAAGCGAGAAAAAAAACCACACCAUGCUGGCCUUACACCACAUGACGCCGGGGGAAUUGACGCAGAUUUCGAAUCUGCACACGCUCAUACUGGAAAUCAACAGCGAGGUGGCCCUCUUCCGGGACCUGCUGAUCCACGUGGGCCAGUCGCGGGACUGCCCGGAGCUGCGGGAGAAGAUCCGGAAGCUGAGGCGGUCCUGCGUGGAGGCCUGCAAGCACACAUCGGCGCUGAUACUGCCGCAGAUCCGACAAGCACUAGCCGAAGGCAUCCUGGCAGAUAACCCUCACUUGGUACUGCUGUUCUACCUAGCUCAACUAUUUCUAAGAGAACUCAUCAAAAGUCACCGCCUGGUGCAGGUCAUUCCUAUGGAUAUGUCCGGAUAUUACGAAAACCGCGCCGGCCCGUCGAACCUGGGCAAUGUGAUAAGCCAGAUACUGCUGUGCAAGCAGAUCACGCCCGACUUCAACCAGGAGGAGCUGUGCAGCAUCACGAAGGACUCGCAGGUGAUCGCCCAGAUACUGCAGGACCUGCAGGAGUUUAUGCCCCAGCAGGAGACCUACCUGGAGCGCACCAUCGCGCUGACGGCCGAGAUCAACGGACCGUGGCCGGCGAAGCGCCGCCGGGGUUCGCUGUACAAAAACAUGGGCCUUUUGUGCUGUGUCUCGCGGCCAAACUACCUAUGAAUGUAGUGGUGGCACCGUCGUCGACGUCCUAUUUCGGUUCAUCAUCAUCUAACUGCAGCUGGCAGCACUGUUGGCCAGUAGCGGCAGCAGCAGCAUCACCAGAACCAUCACAACCACCAAAAUCCAGUACCUAUAGAUAAGUUUAUUUUUAUACCAGUUUAAAGGGGGAUUCACGAUCAUGCGAUAGCUAUGAGAGGGGUGGGGGAUACUCCAAUUUUGACCACCGUUGACAGCUAAUAGUGUCGUUGGUUGAACAACAGAAGAAAAAAAACUAAAAACCUGCAGGGCGAAGCUAUCGACCUGGGGAUUAAGCCAAUUGGUCUCGAAAUUGGAUAGGAUUAGCAAACUCACAGCACGGUGAACGAGGGACAAUCGGGUGGACAAACCCGGACAAAGUGUGCUCAACGGUGCAGCUAACUGAUUUUGAUAGGGUGGACCUUGAAGUCCUCAACUACACUUAAAGAAACUUGUUGAUUUCGAUUUUUAUCAUGUCUUAAAUUUUAAUGUUUUAAAUAUCGAAUCAUAACGUCAAAAAUUUCUUUCCGUGUAAAGGGACAACCCCACACAAGCUGCAUCGACGACAAGUACCGGCUACUACUACCAACAAGUACCUGGUACCGUUGAGCUGUUGAGGUGCACAACUUUGUAAGAGGGCGAGAAUGUCCCACAUGGCCCCACAAGCCACAACUAAUCAUGACAUUAAUUAAAUGGGGCUCAACCGCAACCAGAGUGCAAAGUAAGAAGCAACAGAAAAGGAAAGCAUAAACGCUCGUCUUGAAACUUUAGCAAAAAAAAUAAGGGGAAUGGUGAAGAAAAUGAGGAAAAUGAGGAAAAUUUGCCAAGGCCAGUAUCGACACUACCACACACAGCAUGCUCUAAUUGAAAAUUACAGUUCAAUUUAAUUCGAUUGGUAAUCUCCCACACCAGGGCUAUCGAAAGGAUUAGGAAGGUGUGCUCGGAAGGGGUUCAAGAAUCGACCACACUGUGAUGACAAAGGAAAUGAAAUAAUCGUUGGCAUCUUAAAUCCAUUAGGGGGGAAUCGCUUUGGUGCAAUUGAGGGAACAGAAGCAGGAAUCCAUGAUCCCAGAGGUAUCAGAACGUAACAUGUUUGAUUUUUCCUACCGUAAAUCUGUUCAGUAUUUCAUGAAAACAUUAACGCAAAGGGGUUACUGAGAUACUAACAAAUAAAAUAUCGAAUUGAAAUAUGGGUCAUUCCAUCUGAAGCGGAACAGCAUUUGAAAAUUACCCUCUCCGAUCCUGCUCAAAUUUGGCAGGGCUGUUGAUACUAUCAAAACAUGCAAGAAUCCCGAAUUUCAUCCAAAUCGGACCACCCCCUCCAUUUUUGUACCUCCCCAAAAAAUCGACUUUUUGGCGAUUUUUGACCAAACCUCCUAGUUUCAAAUGACGAUAACUCAGGAACCACAAAUCUUAGAGGGUCGGUCUUAGACUCAAUUUUGAAGGAAAUUGGAUGUAGAA
Molecule: messenger RNA, 3050 nt
Organism: Culex pipiens pallens (northern house mosquito)
Lineage: Eukaryota; Metazoa; Arthropoda; Insecta; Diptera; Culicidae
Gene: dcma
Exons: 7
Coding region: 915-1574 (219 amino acids)
Biological process (GO): G protein-coupled receptor signaling pathway
Cellular component (GO): neuron projection
Source: RefSeq, a predicted model, not a curated record